CCGCUCUCCCAAAUAUGCGCUUUGUUUCAGAUACUAUCUGAACUCUAGCUGCAGAUCAGAAUCUAUUAUGCACUGAGAUUGCUUCAGGGCUUGAAGUGUCGUUGCGGACUUACAUGUAACCCCUUGGCGCAUACCGAGUAGCAUAUCGCCUGAUCUCAACGUUGAAGACCCACCGGACACCAACAAACCGAUCCGCUUCCUUGACUUUAUCAACCUAUCAGUCAUUUCACUACUUUUUUGUUGUUACUGUAAUUCAAUAUAACCAAAAUGGACAUGUUCUCUUUCCUCCCGUCAUUCGGUCAAUGGAGACUAUGGGAAGACUCCAAAGUUAUCGAUAUCCCUCCAGUUGAAGUGCAUGAGAUCGAAACCGCCCAAGAGAAGCCCGCCCGGGCUCUAAAGCAUCUACUCAAACUGAACCACGCCAACUACGCUUUCUUGUGGAACGAACGCAAAUUCCAUAAUCAUGCGCCUCAUAUUCUUAGUUCAGCCUUCCUGCAAGGCGCAGAUGCGGAUGACUUGAACCGUAUCUAUGAGAACGAGUCCAAAUCUCUGGAUCCCUGGGAAGACUCUCCCGGUGAGAUCAGUACCUAUGACUGGCGAGACUAUCUUUCGCGCCGAGAGUAUCAACGUGCGUUCGUAGACUUCUUCGAGGAUGAACUUGUCCGCCAUAGUUACGACUGGAAGGCAGUUGUCUUCCAGUACAUGUUCUCAGGCAAAGAGCCCAUAUUCAGCUCUCUUGUCGCCGAUCUCGGCCACCCCCUUAUCCACCUCGCAUAUGCGUUUGAGAUGUCCAGUCGCGAGGUAGCCAUGGAGGCCCUGGGCAUGACGGCCACCUGCUACGGCAGCAUCCACAAAUACCUCGACGAUCCCUCCUACUCCAAGAUCGAGCCCUCCUACCGCACCACCUCUCUCCUCGACAUCCUGGCCAAAGUCCGCGCGGACAAGCAAUUCCACGACCUCUUCACCACCUCCGCCGAAGAGAACAUCAACGUCCUCUUCCGCAGCCACGAGGCUGCCCUCCUCAACCACUGGAAUGCCUGGACCAUCCACGACCCCGUCGCCCAGUUCCGCGACAGCCAGGAAGCCGCCGCGGCGCUGCUGGUCGCCACCGUCUCGCCCGCCCAUCCGAAGUACAACUUCUUCCUUGUGCAUAUCCUCACCACCAGUCACGCCGUCCGCAUCCUUCUCCCCCUCAUCCCAGGUAAGUUCCAGCUGCCCCUCGUCCGGCAGUGGUGGCUCAUGACGCUGAGCGUCUACGUUGCGGGGCUCCGGCCGGAAAUCGAUCUUAAGCGCAUCAAGGGAUAUGAUAUCCAAGGCCGCGACUGGAAGUGGACGGCGCACAUGGCUGUCAAGGGGAAGUAUGCCACGGACGCGCACUACGUCAAGGCUAUCCGGGCGUUGAGGGAGGCGGCGAACACGUGGGGUGAUCCGGAGGAGUAUUACCUUCGGGCGGCUGUUCGGUUUGCUGAGGAGUUUGAUGAUUGGGAGUUUUAAGGGAGGUUAAUGGGGUGUAAAAGCUUUAUCUAUCGUAUUCUUGGUUUGCAUUGUUGCAUGGUAUGAUCGUGGUGGUCUUUCUCUUCUUCUUUUGUCUGGGUAGGCGCGUUUAAUCUGCUGGGGGAAUGCCAUAUGCUCGUUACUGUAAGGUGUUAUACUGAUACAGAUUGUAUUUGAUGGGAAUAUCCUCAACUGCCUUCUAUCCUAUAGUUUGAAAUUGGAUAUCUCUAGC
Aspergillus homomorphus CBS 101889 is the source of this 1726-nucleotide messenger RNA. Its product is annotated as questin oxidase family protein. The record is from RefSeq and is a predicted model, not a curated record. Lineage: Eukaryota; Fungi; Ascomycota; Eurotiomycetes; Eurotiales; Aspergillaceae. The coding region runs from base 268 to 1494 and encodes 408 amino acids. Gene Ontology annotation, molecular function: oxidoreductase activity. The transcript is spliced from 4 exons.